AUGGUUCUGAUAAAAGUUGUUGUCGUUUUUGUUUUAGCUUCUUUCCCUGUCAAUUCUUGUGACAGAAAAAGUGUAGGCUGUGUACAAUUAUUGUAUUUCAACUUGUUGACACACUCAUUCACUUUUUUUUUUCAUCUGAAAAUGGUUCCAUGGUUCUGUGUCUUUACUAUUUUUUCUUCCUUCUUGUUCAACAAAUCAAGUGCCGAGCUCAUAACUUCUCUUCCUGGACAACCUCCAAAUAUUUUCUUCAAACAGUACUCUGGUUAUAUUGUUACAAAUUCUCAACAUGGCAGAGCUUUAUUUUAUUACUUUGUUGAAGCAGAUUCAGAAAAUGCAGCAUCACUUCCCCUUACUGUCUGGCUCAAUGGAGGCCCUGGUUGUUCAUCUGUUGGUUAUGGUGCUUUUAUGGAGCAUGGUCCUUUUCGGCCAGGGAAAGAUGGGAGCCUAGUGAAAAACAAGUAUUCUUGGAAUUUGGAAUCGAACAUGCUAUAUGUGGACUCCCCGAUUGGGGUAGGAUUUUCAUACUCAAAUACAAGCUCAGAUCACAUCAACUGGGAUGAUGCUGCAACUGCUAAGGAGAAUCUCCAAUUCAUCCUCAACUGGUUCGAGAAGUUCCCCCAAUAUAGAAACUCGGAAGUGUACAUAACUGGGGAGAGUUAUGCAGGUCACUAUAUACCACAGUUUGCAGCAUUACUGCUUGAUUACAACAGAAUGUCCAAUGUCAAACCGAUCAAACUUAAAUCAAUCGCACUGGGAAAUCCACUGCUAGAUAUUGAAAUAAGCGUGAGGUCUGCUGAAUAUCUAUGGGCUCAUGGUGUCAUUUCUGAUGAACUGCUUGAUAUGCAAACAACAAUCUGUAAUGAAACAAGGUACAUGCUGGAGUAUAUACAUAAUGACAUAUCUAACGAAUGUGCGGAAGUGUGGAAACUCAGAAUGGAAGAGAUGGGAAAUGAAAUAGUUAAGGAUGAUAUACUCUUGCCAGCAUGUGUAUCAGCAGGACAACUACGGGCCCUUGGAAACCUCGGCACAAUACACGAGAAGCUUUAUAAUAAAGUAGGAAAAAUUGCAGAUCCAUGCCUUACUGAAUGGAUAAAUCUGUACCUUAACAAGCCAGAAGUUCAAAAGGCACUACAUGCCAACACCACUUACCUGCCAUAUGCCUGGGAGAUCUGUUCGGGACCCCUUCAGUAUAAGAUAGAAGAUGCAGCUAUAGACGUUAUACCUCUGCUGUCAAACAUUCUAAAAGAGCAUAUCCCAGUUCUGCUUUUCAGUGGAGACCAAGAUUCAAAAUUACCACUGACCCAAACUCGGAAAAUAGCUAAGUUGCUUGCUCAAGAUGUAAAGCUAGUUGCUUUUGAUAAAUAUGGUCCUUGGUAUGAUGGCUUGCAGAUCGGAGGAUGGAGUCAAUCAUUUGGAGGGCUAAGGAACGAUGCAAACGUUACAUACUUAACAUUUGCUACAGUUAGGGGUGCAGCUCAUGAAGUGCCCUAUACUUCUCCUUCACAAGCUCUUACACUUUUUAGAUCAUUUUUGAGAGGAUAUCCUCCACCGCGAAAGAGCAGCACCAUUGCAGCCCAGUAGCUGUGCAUUCUAAUCAAUCCGAUGAAUCUCUUUUCGGCUGUUCUCUAGACUGCAAUUACAGAUUCUCAAGUUUUGUUUAGAGUAUUUGUAGUACUCCUUUUUUGUGAUGGAUUUUAAAUAAGCCUACUUAUUGAAUAUAACUUGGCCAGCCAUAGGUUUUACCUAGAGGGCCAGUGGAAACUUUUGUUUUUA
Molecule: messenger RNA, 1773 nt
Organism: Lycium barbarum (goji berry)
Lineage: Eukaryota; Viridiplantae; Streptophyta; Magnoliopsida; Solanales; Solanaceae
Product: serine carboxypeptidase-like 45
Exons: 12
Coding region: 1-1581 (526 amino acids)
Biological process (GO): proteolysis
Cellular component (GO): vacuole
Molecular function (GO): serine-type carboxypeptidase activity
Source: RefSeq, a predicted model, not a curated record